AUGCUGCGCAGAGUAACUUCACUUCUUAUAUAUUCAACUUUAUUGUGCAGCAUAAUCCUCAUUCCACAUGUACACAAAUUUAACUGUAGAUAUAUGGGGAAAGACUAUUUGCAGGAUUUAUUAGAAACAGGUAUAUUUGAAAAAAACACAACAAGAAUAAAAAAGGAAGUAUAUGAAAAUAUAAACCACACCCAUUACAAGUAUUCAUUAUGUAAAACAUGCAUAAAAUUGAUACAACUUAUAAAAAAAAUAAUUAAAAAUAAAAAAGAGACAUAUGUAGAUAUAGCUAUAGAGGACACAUUAGAAAUUAAUUUAUGUGAUUCAAAAUUGUGGCAUGAACAUUUUAAUUACGACGAGUUAUUGUAUAAUGAACAUGUUGUUGAAUACUGUAAAAAUACUUUAAAAAUUAUUAAAGAAAAAAUAGAGCAGUUUAUAUAUCAAUUAUAUGAUCAGGAGGAAUUAUUUUAUCAAAAGGUUUGUCUACACAUUAAUCAAAUUUGUAAAAUAGCCAUUCAAGAAGAACAAAAUAAUUUCAGUAACUCUGCAAAAAUUAAAUUAAUAUACGAGGUUUAUUCCGAUUAUUUAACUGCAGAAGAAGAAUUCAAUAGAACGAGCAAAGGAAUGCCAUAUAAAAAAAUUGGAAAUGACAAAGACUCAAAAUUAGCACUCAAAAGAACAAAUUAUGCAAUUGUCCAAUCACAAAUUAGGACAAUGUACCAAAAGAAAUUGUCUGACGAUUUUGAAAGUAACAAAUUCAAACUAAUCAAAAUUAGCAAGCUUGAUGAUAAUGUACUAGAAGUUUUCCUGGGGAUGCGAGAGCAAAACAUGUUUAAGUUCUUGUUUUAUUAUCCUAUUCUGGAAAUUAAAAUUAAAAUACACCGAGCAUUGGACGAUUCAGAUAUUCUUCUUCAGAAUUACGAGAAUGAUUUAAUUACAGAUGAUAACAAUUUUUUGUUAUAUAAACAAUACACUAUAAAUAAAUUAUAA
This is a messenger RNA of Plasmodium gonderi, 987 nucleotides long. RefSeq lists its product as hypothetical. The record is from RefSeq and is a predicted model, not a curated record. Lineage: Eukaryota; Apicomplexa; Aconoidasida; Haemosporida; Plasmodiidae. The transcript has 4 exons. Bases 1 to 987 code for a protein of 328 amino acids.